This is a messenger RNA of Encephalitozoon intestinalis ATCC 50506, 2544 nucleotides long. RefSeq lists its product as uncharacterized. The transcript has a single exon. The record is from RefSeq and is a predicted model, not a curated record. Bases 1 to 2544 code for a protein of 847 amino acids. NCBI's taxonomy places the organism in Eukaryota, Fungi, Microsporidia, Unikaryonidae.
AUGAAAAACAAUGGAUCUGAGAAGGAUGAAGACGACUUUUGGAAGAUCUUAAGCGAGAGCGAUAGUGAAUAUGAGCAAGAAAUAGGGCUGCUUUUUAGACCCAGGACGGAGGGAGUCAAUCCAGAAUCUAAAAUUGAGGGGGAAGGUCAAAAGGUCGAAGCCUCCAAUACAUCGUCGGAAGAGCUGGAAAAGAAUCCUGGAGAAAUUCCAUGGGCCGAGGAAGACAUCUCUGAUCGAAGUGGAAAGAAAGAAGAAGAGAAAAAGGAUCCGGAAGAGACAUCUAGCUGGGAAGCAAAGACUCAAGAGAAGUCUUUUUCUGGAGAUAAACUAGAGAACAAAGAAGAGGUUAUGGAGAUGAAAGAAGUUCGGAAUGAAAGCAAAUUUUCGAGGCUAGAAGUAAGUACGAAGUCUGAGCCUGUAGCAGAUUCGGAGGUAAAGAUAUCUUCUGUAGAUGAAAUGGAUUUUCUUUGGGACGACGACGAGGAGUUCAUACUUGAAGGGGUCUCUAAUGUGAAGAUAGAGAAGGAAGCCUCUAAUGGCAAGGAAGACUUGCAAGACACCCCGCUUCAGGAAAAGCCUUGUAUCGAGGAGGAAACUAUCAUAAAGGAGGAGGAGACACCCGAAAGUUGUGGGGAGUCUAAACAAAUAGAUUCCACAAACCUUUUUAUUGGGUCUCCUACAGGAUUGCAGAGCACUAAAAUGGAUCCCAUGAAGCCUAAGCCAUUGUCAAAGUUUGUGUGCGGAAACCUGAUUACAGUUUUUAUGUCUUCGCAGAAGAGAUUCAACAUACAAGGAGAGGCCAUUCAAAGCUAUAUAAAUGUUUCGGAAUGGUAUAGGCCUGACUACAUCCUCCCUGAUAUCAAGCCUUCCAAUUUUGUUUCAAGUCUUGAAAGAAAUGGAGAUGUCAAGUAUAUGCAUGUCUAUGAAUUAGUUCAGCUUAAGACUAUAUCGAUCGAUAAUAUUUCCCGUAUUGUUUCCGAUACAAAACCUGUCUAUUGUAGCAAAGAUAUCAAUAGGUCUAUUAGUGCUGAAAGUAUGAAUAAGCUCAUAGAGCUCUGUAUAGAAGACCCAGACAAAGCCUUUGAAUAUGCAAUGGAAAAUGAAAUAUGGGAAGUUGGUAUUUUGUUGCCAAAGUGGUCAAAAGGUGUUGGAAAUAAGUUUCUGGAGAAGUUUUGUAACAGCUCCUGUGUACAGCUGAUAUCUUUGGCACUUGGGUUCUCGAAAUGUUCCUUUAAGCUUAACGGAAAUUGGAAAGCAUAUAUUAGAGAGGUUCUAAGUACCAAGAGCAUCAAUAUUAAUAAUGACUUUAUACUUCAAGUUUUCGAUAGGAGUAUUCCCGAUGCACUAUUUGUGAUAAUAGCAUCUCACCUCCUUGGAAUAGGAGACAUAAACAAGUACUUAUGGAUGUUCAGCAAGAACUUUGAAGCCCUCAGGGUUCUUUGCUAUGUAGAACAUAUUUUCGGCCACAUAAAAGACCUUGAUCUUCUCAAAUAUGAAUUUGUUUCCGUAGGGAUAGAAUUCGAUAGGCAAAAGGCAGAGGAAUAUUUUAAAGCAAAUCGAAAGUGCUUUAGAAAGGAGCUUGGAAGCAGUCUUGAAUCGGUAUUUGACACCAGAUGGUCUUUUGGUCUUAAGAGUGUUUUUGACUUUGGAAUCAAAAAGAUUCUUAAUGUGGACAGUUUUGAAGACGAUCUAGAGAAGAACGGGGUUUCUGCACCCAAAGAAACAUCUUUGGGCCCCAUUCCUUCUGAACCUUCCAGGAAGGAUGAAAGUAUUUCCGAAACGGCUUCAUUUGAUAAAAAGAACCGGGUAACGUGUAUCGAUAGCCAUGAAACCAGUGUGAACACCAAAGAAGAAAGGGGAGUCCUGGAGAGUAGGGCGCCAGAGAUAAAAGAAAACGAUGGGGUAUUAAACAGAGAAGAAUGGAUAAAGAAGAGUGAUGCAAGAAAAAAAGAUGGUAUGUAUAGACUUUCUCAGGAGGAGACUUUGUUGAAAUAUGACAAUCAGGAGCUGGAGACAAGCGAUAGAGAGUUAUCUGUUAAUAGUGCACCUUGCGAGAUUAAGGAACGGAGUAAUUUAUACAUGGAUACAAAACAGUCAAAAAGCUUUGCAGAUUUCUUUGAGAGCAAUAAGAAAGAGGAAGAAAUUAGAAGUGAAGAUGACACAAGCUUAUUUCUCUCCAAAUUUAUGGAUGAUGAGCUUCCUACCUCAGAAAGCAAGAAAAAAGAAUCAAAGAAGAGUGGAUCUUUCUUUGGAUUCUUGAACAUGUUCAAAAAAGAGACGGUUCAUAAGGCCAACAUCGAUGUAGAUGACGACUUCCGUUACGAUCCAGUGGAGAAAAAAUGGGUGGGAGGAUCUUCAAAUGAAGGAAAGAGCGGAGAUAGCCCUGCCGUAAAACCUCGAGAAAUACCAAAGCCCAAGAUUGGAGUAGGAAGACCAGCCAAAAACGAAUUAGAUACGAAUGUUACAUCGAUGUAUGCAAAUAGAAAGAGUGCAGGGAAUAAGAGAAUUCCUGGAGUUCUGGGUAAAAAGAAUAAUGAGAAUUAA